AUGAAACAUUUAUUGGGUUCCAAGAAAGGUGACAAAGUUAAGAAGCUUGAUCAAGUGAAAAAUUAUCUUUCAAAAUAUGGUUAUUUUGGUCCCUCCAAGGAUGGUUGUUUCCAAACGAGUAGUUCCACAUCGAACGACUCUAAUAUUUUGGAUCACGCCAUGGAGAAAGCAAUUAAAAAAUUUCAACAGUUUUUUCAUCUCAAUGUUUCGGGGAUUUUAGACGAGAAAACUUUGUCACUAAUGGUUAAACCUCGGUGCGGCUUCCCUGAUUUGGUUAAUGGAUGUCUCAUCAAACACGGGGUGAAGUUAGUUCGGGAUCCUUAUAAAAGUGGUUUGUUCUACAUGUAUGGAAAACGAAGGUGGUCGAAACUCCGACUAUCCUGGUAUUUAGCAGCCGGAAUGCGAUCAGACGCUAUUAAUCCAAUUACUUAUGCGUUUAACAGUUGGCAAAAGGUCACGAAGUUCAAUUUUAUAAGGAGUGCUUAUAGAAAUACAGAUAUUCAAAUAAGUUUCACUAGUUACCUUAGUGAGGAUUAUUACCCAUUUCUGCAGCACUCAGGAAUAGUGGCUUACGCACAACUUCCCCCUAGCGGAAAGCUCCAUUUCAGGGCAGACGUUCCUUGGUCGAACGGAACAAGGCCUUGGGAAAUGGACAUUGAAACAGUUGCGUUGCAUGAGCUUGGACACGUUCUUGGUCUUAUGCAUAGUAGGGAUCCUUCUGCCGUAAUGUGGGCAUAUACAAGACCAGGGUUUAUCAGAAGAAAAUUACAAGAUGAUGAUAUCUACGCAAUUAACGCAUUGUACAACAACUUUCGUUACUAG
Messenger RNA from Impatiens glandulifera, 822 nucleotides. RefSeq names its product metalloendoproteinase 5-MMP-like. The transcript has a single exon. Gene Ontology annotation, molecular function: zinc ion binding; metalloendopeptidase activity. The coding region runs from base 1 to 822 and encodes 273 amino acids. The record is from RefSeq and is a predicted model, not a curated record. Gene Ontology annotation, biological process: extracellular matrix organization; proteolysis; collagen catabolic process. Lineage: Eukaryota; Viridiplantae; Streptophyta; Magnoliopsida; Ericales; Balsaminaceae. Gene Ontology annotation, cellular component: extracellular matrix.